Molecule: messenger RNA, 2693 nt
Organism: Aricia agestis (brown argus)
Lineage: Eukaryota; Metazoa; Arthropoda; Insecta; Lepidoptera; Lycaenidae
Product: UDP-glycosyltransferase UGT5-like
Exons: 10
Coding region: 31-2166 (711 amino acids)
Biological process (GO): vesicle-mediated transport
Molecular function (GO): UDP-glycosyltransferase activity
Source: RefSeq, a predicted model, not a curated record
UUAUGUCAGUUAUAUGUUAAAGCUGUCAAAAUGGCGUUUAGCUUUCCAGCUUUUUCGUACAUUAUUGCGUUAAUUGUAGACGCAUUUCUUAUUUUCUUUUCAAUUUUUCAUGUCAUAGCAUUUGAUGAAUUAAAAACCGAUUAUAAAAAUCCAAUAGAUCAAUGUAACAGCCUCAAUCCAUUAGUGUUGCCGGAGUACCUACUACAUUUAUUUAUAAAUAUAUUGUUCCUUCUAUCGGGAGAAUGGUUUUCACUGUUAAUAAACGUUCCACUAAUCCUAUAUCACAUUCACAGAUACAGAAACAGGCCAGUAAUGUCUGGACCAGGGCUCUAUGACCCCACCAGCAUAAUGAAUGCUGACGUCUUGACUGUCUGUCAGAGAGAGGGGUGGAUCAAACUAGCAUUUUAUUUGCUUUCUUUCUUCUUGUAUCUCUAUGGAAUGAUUGUGGUGCUGAUAGCAGUUUAUAUGAUGCAAGUAAAACAAGAGGUUGCAGGGAAACUGGAUGAUCAUAAUUCAUUUCGCACGUGUCAAAUGCUGGACUGCGUACCUAGGAAGGCCGAGCGGCUCAGAUCGAGUAUAUCGCGCGCAAUGCGGUCACACGUAUACGCAGCUGUGCUCCUGUUAGCUGUCUUGAAGGAUGCCUGCGGUGCGAGAGUACUCGGCCUCUUCCCCCACACGGGGCGAAGUCAUCAGAUGGUUUUCGAGCCGCUGCUCAAAAGGUUGGCCGAACGAGGACAUCGGGUCACGGUGGCCUCGUUUUUCCCCUUGAAACAUCCACCGACGAACUACACCGACGUCAGCUUCCAAGGUGUCGCCGAUAUAGGAAUCGAAACCGUCGACCUCAGCUGGUUCGAAGGUCCAGAAAUAUUUCUGAAGAUUCCCCUCGCUGGAAGAUUUAUGAAGUCGCUAAUGGAAUUUCAUGUGUUGGCCGAUAUGGCCAUCGGGAUCUGUACGAAGCUGGUGGACUGGCCUCCGCUGAUAGAAGCGUUGCAGAAAGAUUACGACGUCGUUCUUUUGGAAAACUUCAACAGUGAUUGUAUGGCUGGCUUGCUCCACGUGUACAAGAUCAAGGCUCCAGUAGUUUCGUUGCUCUCCAGUGCGCUGAUGCCUUGGACGGCUGAGCGAAUGAGUGUCAUGGAUAAUCCGUCGUUCGUUCCCAAUCUGAGCAGGGACUACAUCCCGCCCCUGACGUUCUGGCAACGUAUGGAGAACACGUUUCUGAGCGUUUACUAUAAAUAUUGGUUUCGGUUUAUGAUCCAGACGAAGGAGCAGUAUAUAAUAGAGAAGAGGUACGGCAGGAUACCAGCCCUAGACGAGCUCGGGAAGAACAUAUCUCUCAUGUUAGUGAACACUCACCACUCUUUGAACGGCAGAAAAGUUUCGCCACCAGGGAUCGUCGAAGUCGGCGGAAUGCAUUUGGAUCCAACUAGAAAAACUGUUCCAGAGUACAUCGAAAAGUUUCUGAACGAAUCGGAGCAUGGAGUGGUUCUGUUCAGUUUCGGAUCUCUCAUCAAAACGGCGAGCAUGCCUAAGUACAAGGAGGAGAUACUCAUCAGAAGUCUGUCCAAGUUGAAGCAGAGGGUCAUAUGGAAGUACGAAGACAGCCCCGAAGAGGGAAACUUAACUGGAAACAUUUUGAGGGUCAGAUGGCUUCCGCAAUAUGAACUGCUGCAACACAAGAAGGUGAUAGCGUUUUUGGCGCACGGUGGGCUUCUGGGUAUGACGGAAGCGAUUUCCGCGGGAAAACCCAUGGUGGUGGUACCGUUCUUUGGUGACCAGCCCACCAACGCCGUAGCAGCUGAGGCGGCUGGAUUCGGGAAGAUGGUGUCUUACAUGGACCUCUCCGAGGAGGCCUUGGACGCCGCUCUACAGACCGUGCUGAGCGCUGAGACCAGGAUGAAGGCUCGGCAGAUGUCCAAAAUCUGGAGCGACAGACAGAAUUCCCCGUUGGACACAGCCGUUUAUUGGACAGAACGUGUGAUCCGUUGGGGCCACGCUGCCCCUCUACACUCCGAAGCGAGGAACAUGCCCUUCUAUCAGCUAGCUCUAUUGGACGUCGCCGCAGCUUACCUAGCUAUAAUAAUCUCUGUCAUCGUAGCAAUAUGGUUCAUCAUACAUAAGAUAUUGAGACUAUUCGUGAGGGAGGGUAAAAAGAAAAUACAUUAAGGAGUAAGAGCUUAGAUAAUAUGAAUAUUAUGUUCUAGAUCAGUGGCACUCGACCUUAUAUUUUGGUGGUGUUAACCUAAAUACAUAGUUUUAACCUCACACGGGCCACCGAUUAAAAGUCCAGGCGCGGCGCGGCGGGCCGCUGGUUGAGUAAAGCUGUUCUAGAUGAAUGAUGAAAUGAGUGCCAAAGCCCAAAACUGUCCUUAAAGUUUAAGAUCUAAAACGCUUACGUUCAAGUUUCUGCUAAGAAAACUGAAAAGUUUUUUGUUUGAGUUUGAUAUUGAUACUUGCUGCUAGGUUAUUGUCAGUUAUUGCAAUACCAUUCUCAUAAUUUUAAAACAUACGUUUAUAAUUUCGUAUACUUAUGUAUUAUGUAUAAUUUAUCUAAGUAAGUACCUACUUAUAAAAUUUUGUUCAGUGAGGCCGCAACCCAGUCCGGCCGACGUAUCUGUGCCGAAUACCUUUUUUAUGAAUAUAGAUGUCUUGUGGAACAUCUUUAUCGUUUUUGUAGGCUGUGUUGUUAUCAU